AUGUCGCGCGCGUUGGAUCCAGAGACAGCAGCACUUCUCAAAGCGGGAGACCCUCUCGCUGCAUAUCAACACAUCACUCGCGCUCUGGGGUCGCCAGACGAUGGACUUUUGGAUAUCGAGAUCUUGGGCAAGACUCAUUUUCCUGACCCAAGGCAAUAUGUACUGCAAGAUGGCCCAGAAAUUGGGGUUUCGAAGCUAGGGCUAGUCCAGGCAUUCCUAGUCGCCAGAAAACACCUGGCUGAUGUGCUCUCUGGCACCAAACACUUACCAGAUGAUGAGCUGUUCGCUCUUACAGCGGUCAUCCUCCUCAUGGAUCCGGAGCAUCUCACAGCAGCGAACACUCGCAAGCGACUGAUCCAGGCCAGGAUAUCCAAUAGCAAUAGCUCCGAUGACAUCUUCAGCAUCAUCUCCAGAGAACUUUGCUUCCUCGACAGCCUUUUGACAAGUCGCUUACACCGACACACCAAAUCCCCGACCCUCUGGAACCACCGUCGCUGGGUCGUUACAACAUCUUACUCCUCAGGCUUGCCAGUGGAUGCCUUCACAGACAUCACUCGCAUCGUGUUCGUCGCCGCGGAGAGACACCCGCGUAACUACUACGCUUGGUGUCACGCCCGGUUUCUAGUCAGCUCAGAAGACCGAUCCACCAUUAAUGGCAACGAUAGCAAGACCAAGUUACUCCCCGUGGUGCAGAGAUGGUGCUUCCAACACUACACCGACACAUCUGGAUGGUCAUUCCUCUACUUCCUGCUGAGCAGUUUCCAUUCCAAGACUUCUAACCCAGACCUUGUGCGCUCAACAUUCGAGAACCUCCUGCAACUGGUCAGCUCGCUUCGCCUAGCCAACGAGUCAGUAUGGGUGUUUCUGCGGACGUUAGCCGCGUCAGGGCUGGUUGGGGAUGAGCAGUAUGCUCGGUUCCUGGAGGUUUGUCACGAAGUCCUGCAGGCGUCGAAGGUGCCGGAGGAUCAGACCGUCCUGCGCAGGGCUGUUGAUUGGUGCGAGACAUACAGACGCAAGAAUGACAGCGGCGGGACGGUUGUGAUGGCAGAUGCAGCAACCUCGUCUUGA
This is a messenger RNA of Thermochaetoides thermophila DSM 1495, 1068 nucleotides long. RefSeq lists its product as uncharacterized. The coding region runs from base 1 to 1068 and encodes 355 amino acids. Lineage: Eukaryota; Fungi; Ascomycota; Sordariomycetes; Sordariales; Chaetomiaceae. The record is from RefSeq and is a predicted model, not a curated record. Gene Ontology annotation, cellular component: cytoplasm. The transcript has a single exon. Gene Ontology annotation, biological process: protein prenylation. Gene Ontology annotation, molecular function: protein prenyltransferase activity.